AAGAGGAUGGUUGGCUCUUCCCCAGACCUGGGGUCUCUUUGUCUGGAGUCUCGUGGAAUGCCACUUACUCCAAGACCUCAAUCAACACCAGGGAGGAGCUCAUCACGUAACUUCAGUCGAGGUUCACUGCAAUCGUCUUCAGGGACAUUAUUCUCUGAGUCAGAUCUAAGAUAUUCUAUUACGAAAAUUGAACAUAUUCUGGCUGAGAGAGCAAAAGAGAAAGAGUCAGACUUGAGGCGAGCUUUCUAUGCUUAUGAUGUACAUCGAAACCUAACGGUGACCAAAGACGAAUUCCGAAAAGUGAUUGAAAAGUUUCUGCUGCCUCUUAAUCCAAAACAGUUCCAGGACCUACUUGCAAGGCUUCCCAUCAACAGUGAUGAAACAGUUCCUUACAAUGUAUUUCUGGACCAAUUCUGUACAUCUGAUGGAUCUCAAGUGAGAAAUGCAGUUAGCAGGAGCAGUUCUGUUAUGUCCAAGUGCGAUAUGACAGUAAAAGAGAUUGAGAACCAUCUCAGAGAAAAGAUUUCAAAUAAUUUAAAAAACCUCAUCAGAGCCUUUAAGUUGUUUGAUUAUAACAAGGAUGAGCACAUUCGGUGCUAUGAAGUUCGUCGAGUUCUUGAGAGCUACUGCUUUCGAAUGACAGAUUCUCAAUUUGAAAGGCUUUGUUCUCGACAUCAACUUUCUAGAACUGGAACAGUGAAUUACAAGGAAUUUCUACAAAAACUGGGCAUUUGUAUUGAACCUUACAAAAAGCAUGUUUCAGAAAGUGUGGCACAAGCAAUGAACUGGGAAGCUUCUCCUCAAGAGCAAGAGAAACAACCAGGUUAUCAUCGAACAGUGACAGAAGAGUCUGCCAUAAACUUAGAAAGGUUAUCCAUGGAAGAAAUUGUUUUGGCUUUACGAAAAAAGGUGCGAACCAACUAUCAGGGCUUGUUGCAGGUGUUUGCGGCUUUUGAUGAGACCAAAAGUGGUUUAAUUUCAGUGGAAGACCUCAAAGCAAUUUUCAACAAUUUUGUGUUUCCUCUGAGCAACGAAAUCUUUGAUCGCCUGAUGGAUAGAAUCAAUAUUAAACCUACUGGCAAAAUUGCAUGGAAACCAUUUUUACUCAGUUUGACAGAAUCAACAGCAAUGGAGAAUAGAUGGGCCAUCCCAAUGCAGCAAAGUGACAAGUAGGUCUAUCCCUUAGGAUUAUCUUUGCAGGAUGAAACCAUACCUGGUACUACAGAUGCUCCAAAGUCAGCCCCUUGUAGAUCAGAAAAUCAUGAAAUGAAGUUUCAUGUGGAUCCUGUUGGAAAGAUAAUUGAGAAGAGCAAGAGUAGAGACAUUCUACAGAAACUACACAAAUCCUUACAGGAGAGAUACCCUGCACUAAAGAAGAAUCACAAAGGUAUAAUCACUAGACGAGAGUUGCGUCGAAUUCUGCAGAGUGUUCCGUUACGACUAACUGAUAAACAGGUUAAGGAUCUUAUGCUGUUGCUGGACCCAGAGCACAGUGGGAUUGUUCACUAUAAUCAGAUCCUGGAUUUAACUGAAACUGAUGAAGAAAAGAUGAAUCAAAGUUAUUUGAAUGGAGCUACAACAGUUAAAAAAGGUAUUCCUGAGGAAGCAGUGUGGAUGACUGUGGAAGAUCUUCUCCGUAACAAAAUUAAUCAAAAUUGGAAAGACAUGCAAAAGGCUUUAAUGAAGAGCGAUCCUGAAAGGACUGGCACAAUAUCGCUUGCUGAAUUGCGAAAGAUCCUAGAAACCUACUGUUUCUCCAUUUCUGAUCAACAUUUUGAGAAAUUAUGCCAGCAACAACAGAACAACAACAUACAUGUUUCAUACCAACAAUUUCUGGAAAGUCUUGGGGUGACUGACAUUCCUAAAAUCAUUGGUGCUGAUGUACUUCAACAACAAGACAGAAAAAGGUUAGCAAAGCAAGGAAAUGAAAACCUCGUACUAGGCAACAUGAUGACUGUGAAUGAGGUGAAAUCAGAGUUGUGGCAACGUAUUAUGAACUGUGACAGUGUCAUUAGGAAAAGUUUCCUGACCCACAAGAAGCAAUCCAAUGGAAAAAUCAACAAGGAAGGAUUCAAGAAGGUGUUGAGUGAUUGUGAAAUAAUCAUGGAUGAUCACCAGUUUGACGUUCUGGCUGAUGUAUUGGGGUUCAAGAAUCAAGACUUCAAUUUCUCUGACUUUUCAGAACGUUUUAAAGAUGACAGAAUGGUAAAGCAGUGCCACGGUGGUGCAGGUGAUUCCAAUAUGAAACGCAUGAUUGCAGAUGACUGUUUUAAUUACAUCGCAGAUAAACUGAAAAGUACAAUUUUGGAUUUGCAUUCUGUAUUUGAUCGAUUGGACCGUAAUCAUGAUGGACUAGUUACAAUGUACGACUUUCGUACUCUGUUUGACAACUGCUUGCUUUCAACCACAGAGUAUCAUCGCUUUUUAGGGAUGGUGGGACUGAUACCUGAGUCAAAAUUAUCCUAUUUCGAUUUCCUACAAGUAUUAAAUAUGAUCGAGUCCAAACAGAGCCACCACUGGAAUACAUCUGUUCACAAUUGCAGCUCAAUAUAUGACAAAGAUUGUACGUUGCUGGCCUGUGAGCAGGUCCAUGACUUCUUAGCUGCUAAAGCCAAAACAGGAUGGUUUGAACUGUCUAAGGCUUUUAAACGCAUUGACUCAGAUGGUAACCUUAUUGUAGAAAAGAAAGAUAUGAGGGACCUUUUAUACCAGCUCUGUUUGCCAAUCUCAGCAGAACAAUUCGAAAAACUUUGGUCUUGGUAUGAUUCAGAUAAGAGAGGUUUUAUCACUCACCUCGAGCUUCUGAAGAAGCUUAGGAAUAGGUUUGCAAGACAGGUCCAGAUAGACAGCAAACAAAUUGUUCCAGAGAGCCGAGGCAGCUUAAUAGAUCAUUCCAAAAAGCAACAACAAUUCCAAACAGAUGGAACCAAACAACAGAAACCUCAGACAGGAAAUCUUAAUAUCGCUGAGCUGAAAAAACAGCUUAAAGCUAAAUUCAGGAACCAUCACAAAGGCUUUCAUGAAGCCUUUGACAAAUUAGAUAAAAGGAAUGAUGGCUGUGUGUCAAUAAAUGAUUUUCAAAGGGUGCUGAAGGACCAUAACUACCACCUGGGUGAAGAACAGCUUAAACAGCUCUUGGUCAGUUUGGAAAUCCCGAUGCACAAUUGCAAAUUUUCUUAUUCUGAUUUCUUGAGAGCCAUUGAGGAUAUUGAAAACAAGUCAUUGAAGCGUGGCCCAAAACUUACAUUUAUUCCACGUGAAGAUUUUCAAAUACAAUCUCCAGAGAAAAUGCUCACUAAGUUGAAAGGAGAAGUUGCCAAAUCUUCAAACGCAUUGUUUAAGGCCUUCAAAUCAUUUGAUAAAUAUGGAAAUGGGAAGAUCAAUUCAUUAGCAUUCCGCCAGGUGCUUCAUAAUGUAUGCUUCAGACUGACAGACAAGGAGUUCAAUUACCUCCUCAGCAAAUUGAAAUUAGAUUCAGACUACAUGGUAGACUGGCUUGACUUCCUACAGAGCUACAAUAUUUACAAUUAUAAGGCUGCAGAGAAACCAGAAGGACAAGAUCAAGCCAGCAGACCUAAAUCAUCUCAACAGUUAACAAUGAAUGAAAUUAUGUCCCACAUCCAAGAGGUCGUUAAUUCAUGCCUCUACAUCAUUACACAAGAGUUUGAAGAAGUUGAUUAUGCGAAUGUAAAAGUUGUUUCUAAGAAGCACUUUAAGGAAAUAUUUUUUAAACAUUUCAUGAGCCUCACAGAUGAACAGUUUGAAAACCUAUGGAACCAUUUGCCAGUCAAUGAUUUUGGGAAUCUGGAUUAUCAUAAAUUUCUGAAUCAGUUCACUGGACAGCAGUCAGUGGAAUCGCAACCAAAGGGAGAUACAUCACCGACUAAACCAUCAACACCUGGAUCUGGGAGUAGGCCUCCUUCUGACGCUAGACGCCCCAAAACUUCAUCUUCCAUCCACAGUGGUAGCAAGGAGUUGGCUCAACAAUGGGCCUCUGUGACACCUUCAAUGAACUGUGAGGAAAUUGAGCAGAAGCUGAAGAAAGAUGUUACCAAAAUCUGGAAGGCAAUAGAGAAGGAAUGCAAAGAGAAGGACACUGAGAAACGGGGUGAAAUUGAUACUAAAGAUUUUAAGGCUAUAAUGAAGAAGUUUUGCUUAAUAGUUAAACCAGAAGAAUUCCAACAGCUGGCAAAAAAAUAUGAUAUCAAGAACACUGGGCGUUUUGCAUACAAUGAAUUUCUUCAGCGUCUCGUUCUCUCACUGGGGCCAUUAGACGUUAAUCCACCGGAGAGGAUGAGAAUCCCACAUCCAAAGAUUCCAAUGAGUCCAGGAACAGAACAUGAGAUAUUUACUGAUUUAAUGAUGCGGAUCCAGCCAUGUUUAACAAAAUGUUGGAAGCUAAUGCGCCGUACUUUCAAAGUCUAUGAUGAUACUGGGAGUGGGUACAUCCCGCUUUUUCAAUUUCGACAGGUCCUGCGGCAGUAUGGUAUCAACAUAACUGAAGAGGAGUUUUACUACUUGUCGUCUUAUUAUGACAAGCAUCUAAAAGGAACAAUCUCAUACAAUGAAUUUCUGCGUGCAUUCCUCUGAUAAAUGUCUACUUCUGUUUUUUUCCUCUAUGCAUUAAAAAUAUUUGCAGUGAUAUUGUAACAGCUCUCGGAGAUAAAGCAGUUUCCUAGAUGGUCAGCAUUAUCACUGAUUUUGUCCAUCCAGUAGCAUACCGGUCUUCACUUUCAAUAUUUAAGAACCUAUAUUUUUAAGAACAAUUUUAAAAAAAAUGAACCCUGUGUUAUUGCCCAAGGAAUAGUAGAAAUGUCAUGUAUGACUA
Molecule: messenger RNA, 4828 nt
Organism: Rhincodon typus (whale shark)
Lineage: Eukaryota; Metazoa; Chordata; Chondrichthyes; Orectolobiformes; Rhincodontidae
Gene: efcab6
Product: EF-hand calcium binding domain 6
Exons: 31
Cellular component (GO): nucleoplasm
Molecular function (GO): calcium ion binding
Source: RefSeq, a predicted model, not a curated record